Molecule: messenger RNA, 6435 nt
Organism: Columba livia (rock pigeon)
Lineage: Eukaryota; Metazoa; Chordata; Aves; Columbiformes; Columbidae
Gene: RABGAP1L
Product: RAB GTPase activating protein 1 like
Exons: 30
Coding region: 1831-4977 (1048 amino acids)
Source: RefSeq, a predicted model, not a curated record
AGCCUGAGGAGCGAUCUGCGCCGGUGGCCCCCGGAGCCCCCAGGGCCCUGCCCGCCAUUUUGUGUCCCUCAGCGCCCGCAGCGGGCGGGGCGGCCUCUGCUCGGGGUUCGCUGCGGUUCCCGCUCCUUCCCCGCUGUGCUGCCUCCCGCCAGCGAACCGCAGGGCUCUGGGGCUGGGUUAUUUCCUUGCUUAGAGCGAUAAAACCACACGUGAGUGCUGUUCUCACGUAGGUGGUUCUGCAAGGCAAAGACCCCGUUGCUUUGCCCCCAGAGCCAGAACUGGCACUGCUGCUGGAGAAGGUCGCCCGUAGGUUUCUUUGCUGCAGGACAAAUUUAAUUCAUCCUCGCCCUCAACCAGCACCCCAGACUCCUCUCUGAAGUUACGCUAGAAACGUGAACCUCGCUGGAGUUCUGAGUAUCCUGUUCAGACGCAGGAGCCGGCACCGGGAGCUGGAAUGGAAGGCUACUUGGAGUGCAGAAGCCCCAAUGUAAAUGUACCCUGUGAACAGCUGCUGUGAAAAAAGAAGAAAUAAUAAGGAAGCAGGUGAAGGAGGCGGCAUUUACAGAAGAAGAAAAAGGAAAAUGACUGAAGAGAAUCACUCACAAAUCUUAAGGAGAAUCCUGGGAUAUGCAAUGUGGAUGUUCCAGCUCAAGCCCAGCACCACCGCUGUACGAACCAUCAGGCUCACAAGCCAUGCGGCGCUCUGACCUGAAGAGAUACCACCCUGAAAGAUACAUUCCAUGCGCUACCUUUAGCCUUAAUGAAUCUUUGGCAAAUACCUCAACAAACAACAACACUGUCUCUCUGUGAAAUACUAUUCAGAAGACUGAUGCAGCUCCCUGGAACUGAUGUAUCCACCCAUGUAAGUUUAUUAGCAGGAGAUAAAAACAACCCAGAAUAUUUUACAAGUUCAUAGAUAACUAAAAUGUGAUUGGGCCCAGGCACAGGUUGUACAACCAGGACCUCUAGAAGGGGCUCUGCACUCCUUCAACCUAGGGAAUGAUGUUUGACUAAAGUACACAAAAGGAAGGGUAGCUUACCUCCUCGGUGGGAGGGACCGUUUUUGGUAUCACUAACCUUUCUCAGCACUAAAGGUGGAAGGAGAAUCGAGUUGGAUCCACCACUCUCACCCGAAAGCUGUGACUAGUUCUUGUAAUUCUCCAUGAUGAUUAAAUACUGAGCUGCAGCAUAGCAAGUUAUUGCUUCUCAAGUUUUUGGAAGUUCUCUGUCACAGGAAUUUACUGUGUCAUCAGACUAGAACUUCUUCAUUGCUCUUCAUUUGUCAGCUUUUCUCUGAAGCCUGAAAGAGAUCUGUGCUCCGGUAACCUUGAAUCCCAUGGCUGUUUAGGUAUUAGACAUUACCAGCAGCCACGUGAUGGAUAUUUUCUUCAGAAAACGGUUUCUCGCACAACUUCCAAUUUUCUUACUCUUCAGAACUUGCAGAUGAAGGGGUUGCUUUGAAGGUCAGGGCUCCUUGUGAUAGAUACACACACUGUUGAGUAGAGACAUGUUGAUGAAAGGGAAGGCUGUAUUUGCCCCAUGCCAUGUUUGUGUGGGUACAGCUGUAUGUUUUCAUAUAUAUACAUAUAUAUAUAUAUAUAUAGAGAGAGAGAGAGAGAGAUAUCUCAAUAUGUACAGAGAUACUUGGCGUAUGUGCAUGAAGAUCAAGGCACUCCGUGAUGGGAUGGCAGCAUUUCCUGUCAGACAUUUUUGGACUUACCUAAUUUUGUUUCUUGUAGUUAAAACAAGAUAAAGAUGAUCUGACUCAGCAUCAUGAAAUGCAUGCAUUGGAACUAUGUUCUUGUGGUAGGAGGAGAAUACUGACCUGAGAUGGAAGUCAAAACAUCAUUUAGCAAAGCCAGUAGGAUUCCUGAAACUGUAUCCACAUUAAUUAAUGAAGAAUUUGUCCUGGUUCAUCAGCAAUCAGAGGACACUUCUGGAAAAGAUGAAAAGCCUCAGCUAAAGGUAUUUUCAAAUGGAGAUGAUCAGCUGGAGAAGGCAAUGGAAGAGAUACUGAGGGAUUCGGAAAAAGACCAGAACAAUUCCCCUGCUCUCCGAGAAGGUUCCAGCGAGGCAGGAGAUGGGUCAGCAGGCCAAACAAAUCAGCCAUCUCUGCACCUCGUUUUAGACCCUUCUACUACAGAAAUCUCUGCACCAAGGCCAUCAUCUCCCAGUGAACCCCGGGAAGAGGACAGUGUGUUGUUUAACAAACUGACUUAUUUAGGUUGCACAAAGGUGUCUGCCCCUCGAAAUGAACUGGAAGCUCUACAUGCCAUGGCAAACAUGAAAUCCUCGAGUCAAGCCCCCUUACCUGUAACGCUUUAUGUUCCAAACAUUCCAGAAGGCUCCGUAAGAAUAAUAGAUCAAUCAAGCAAUGUGGAGAUAGCCUCUUUUCCGAUCUAUAAGGUCUUGUUCUGUGUGCGUGGACAAAAUGGGACUUCAGAGAGUGACUGUUUUGCAUUUACAGAAAGCAGCUGUGGAACAGAAGAGUUCCAGAUUCAUGUUUUCUCCUGUGAGAUUAAAGAGGCAGUCAGCCGAAUUUUAUACAGUUUCUCAACAGCAUUCAAACGUUCUUCCAAACAAGCAUCUGACCAGGUUAAGGACUUUGUUCUUCCUACUCCAGAUAGUGAUGUGUACACUUUCAGUGUUUCCUUAGAAGUCAAAGAAGAUGACGGAAAAGGAAAUUUUAGCCCUGUGCCAAAGGAUAGAGAUAAAUUAUAUUUCAAGCUUAAACAGGGAAUUGAGAAGAAAGUGGUGAUUACAGUUCAGCAACUCUCGAACAAAGAGCUGGCCAUUGAAAGAUGCUUUGGGAUGCUAUUAAGCCCUGGACGAAAUGUGAAGAACAGUGACAUGCAUUUACUAGACAUGGAAUCCAUGGGAAAGAGUUCUGAUGGGAAGGCUUAUGUAAUUACUGGAUUGUGGAAUCCUAAUGCACCCAUGUUUGUAGUACUUAAUGAGGAAACUCCUAAAGAUAAGCGUGUAUUCAUGACCGUGGCAGUGGACAUGGUUGUUACUGAAAUAGUAGAGCCAGUCCGGUUUUUGCUGGAGACUGUUGUGCGUGUGUAUCCUGCCAAUGAACGCUUCUGGUACUUCAGCAGAAAAACCUUCACAGAAACUUUUUAUAUGAAGUUAAAACAGUCUGAAGGAAAAAGCCACACAAGUGCUGGGGAUGCAAUUUAUGAAGUUGUCAGUCUACAAAGAGAAUCUGCAAGAGAGGAAGAACUGGUCAGCCCAACAAGUGGAGGAGGGCCCAUGUCAUCCCAGGAGGAUGAGGCAGAAGAAGAGAGUGAUAAUGAACUCUCCAGUGGCACUGGUGAUGUGUCAAAGGAUUGUCCCGAGAAGAUUUUGUAUUCCUGGGGAGAAUUACUGGGGAGAUGGCACAACAAUCUUGUCGUGAGACCGAACGGAUUAUCUGCCCUGGUGAAGAGCGGCGUUCCAGAGGCGCUGCGGGCAGAGGUUUGGCAGCUGCUGGCAGGAUGCCACGACAACCAGGCCAUGCUGGAGAGAUACCGAGUCCUCAUCACAAUGGAUUCUGCUCAAGAGAGUGUCAUUACACGAGAUAUCCAUCGUACAUUUCCAGCACAUGAUUAUUUCAAAGACACAGAAGGAGACGGUCAGGAAUCUCUAUACAAAAUCUGUAAGGCAUACUCCGUCUAUGAUGAAGACAUUGGCUAUUGCCAGGGACAGUCUUUCCUUGCAGCUGUGCUUCUACUUCAUAUGCCGGAGGAGCAGGCAUUCUGUGUGUUUGUGAAAAUAAUGUAUGACUACGGCUUGAGGGACCUCUACAGAAAUAACUUUGAAGAUCUCCAUUGCAAAUUUUUCCAGCUGGAGAAGCUAAUGCAGGAGCAGUUACCCGACUUGUACAGCCAUUUCUCAGACCUCAAUCUGGAAGCUCAUAUGUACGCAUCCCAGUGGUUCCUCACUCUUUUUACUGCCAAGUUUCCACUCUGCAUGGUCUUCCACAUCAUUGACUUACUGCUCUGCGAGGGUAUGAACAUCAUCUUCCACGUAGCCUUGGCUCUUUUAAAGACCUCCAAAGAGGACCUUCUACAAGCUGAUUUUGAAGGAGCUUUAAAGUUCUUCAGGGUUCAGUUGCCCAAGAGGUACAGAGCGGAAGAGAACGCCAGGAGACUGAUGGAGCAAGCUUGCAACAUCAAGGUGCCAACCAAAAAGCUGAAGAAAUAUGAGAGAGAGUACCAAACAAUGCGUGAGAGUCAGCUGCAGCAGGAAGAUCCUAUGGACAGAUACAAGAGGGAAAACCGCAGGCUCCAAGAAGCAAGCAUGCGGCUGGAGCAGGAGAACGAUGACCUUGCCCAUGAGCUCGUAACAAGCAAAAUUGCCUUACGGAAUGACCUGGACCAGGCUGAAGAUAAGGCAGAUGUUUUGAACAAGGAACUUCUCCUGACCAAACAGAAACUUGUGGAGACUGAGGAAGAGAAACGGAAGCAGGAAGAGGAAACUGCUCAGCUGAAGGAAGUCUUCAGGAAGCAGCUAGAGAAGGCGGAAUCCGAGAUUAAGAAAACCACAGCCAUUAUUGCAGAGUAUAAACAGAUUUGUUCUCAGCUGAGUACCAGGCUGGAAAAACAACAAGCAGCCAGUAAAGAUGAACUGGAAGUUGUGAAGGGUAAAGUGAUGGCCUGCAAACACUGCAGUGAGAUUUUCAGUAAGGAGGGGGCACUGAAGCUGCCUGCUGUAAGCACGGAUAAUAAAGGCAUAGAAACGGAUGAUGAGAAGGACGCACUGAAGAAGCAGCUGAGAGAGAUGGAGCUGGAACUUGCACAGACCAAACUGCAGCUUGUGGAAGCCAAGUGCAAAAUUCAGGAGCUGGAGCACCAGAGAGGAGCCCUUAUGAAUGAAAUCCAAGCUGCCAAAAACUCUUGGUUUAGCAAAACCCUGAACUCUAUCAAAACGGCCACAGGCACCCAGCCACCGCAGCAGCCUCAGCCGCCCCUGCCACCCAAGGAGGGCAGCACAUAGUUCCAGCCAGAGCCGACACAAGAGCACAAAGAACAACACAACUGGAACCCUGGGGGAUUCUUCCAGUGGUCUCUCCUCUUGGGGAAAGGACAAAAGGCAGGAGUGCAGGCUUGAAGUGAAAUUCUUCAGUGUUUUUUGUUCAUUCUGAUGUGACCCUUUUCAAAAGGGAAAAAAAAAAUAAUUCCUGUUUUAUGUUGAAUUCUUACUUCCCAAACUGCCUUGCUGAAAGCCACGUUCUGAUACCUUCAUACUUUUACACUUUAUUUUAUAUGACUAGAUGUUAAAUAAAUACUUCAAAACUAGGUCUUUAAUACAUUACUAAUUAUUCAAAGUUAUUUUUAUCUUGCAUAGAAGGUUUUUUCUUCUUCUGGAGGAAGAGAGAGAAUGUAAAUUGUAAAGUACUGACACACAAUCUCUUCAUAGAAAGCACAGUGUAAGAAGUACUAGUGUGUGUGCGGGUGUCUAGGAUAACUCACGCCCUGGGACCAUCUCAGAAGUCGAUGGCAGUGACUGCGUCCUGCAGAGAAGCACUUUUUGUAAAGCUUAGACCAUAGCAAAGAUAGUCGCGUGCUCUCUUUGCACAAUUGUUUAUGAGCUUCCCUGGUGAUUUGUUAGUUCUGAUUGUUUUUUCUUCAGAAAUGCAAGUAGUGAAGUUCUUUGUAGCACUGUUGUUUAAAGGCUAUUUACAGCUGAACUGGAAUUUAACAUAAAGUUAUCUAGUUCUCUUUUUUAUUUAAUGUUUAUACUAAGAAUUCCGAGAAAUAAUUCCUUCCACUGGGAUAAAGGGAAAACUGUUCAGCAUUUUGGAUGUUUUUGCUGAGAAGCAAAGACCUUGCAUUGUUUUGACCUCUUGUAAAUCCUGUGCGAUAAAAAGUAGGUUUUGUGAAUAAAACUAAUGAAAACCUUUCCCUGGGUCUACAAAUUUUGAAUUUGACACUGAAAUGAGGCAUCAAAUAAAAAACCCAAAAAGCCUGUGCUGCACUGAUACAUAAAACAUCACACAAUAUCUGUUUACUAUAAGGAUUUGAUUAGGAAAUGCAACAUUGGUGUUACUUAUUUUUAUAAAAACAAACAUUUUCAAGUGGAAUACAAUACCUCGACUUUCCCAUGGGGUAGACUUCUCUGAUGAUUCGCAAACCUGCCUGGUUGUUUAAUCUCUCUUAAGGUAAGAAAAUUCAAAAGCAUUUGUUCUGACUGAAUAUAAAGUGUUUAUAGAAAUACUUAUUUCAUGGAAAAUUAAACUAUUGCUCGAACUGAUGGAAUAUUUUUUUAAUUAUACUUGUCAUGUCUAAAGAUGGUCUUGCAGGUAAAUACAAUUGCUGGACUAAAGGCUGUGUAUUAAUUGUUCCAUUUACAAAAUUGUUUGAGGGACAUUAGUUCUGACUUUUUUUUAAUUAUUUUUAAUCUAAGGAAUGCCAUAUCUUGUCAGUUUUGUACAAUAAAAUUCAACGGUACCCA